Molecule: messenger RNA, 1303 nt
Organism: Arvicola amphibius (Eurasian water vole)
Lineage: Eukaryota; Metazoa; Chordata; Mammalia; Rodentia; Cricetidae
Product: WW domain-binding protein 4-like
Biological process (GO): mRNA splicing, via spliceosome
Cellular component (GO): precatalytic spliceosome; nucleus
Molecular function (GO): protein binding; zinc ion binding; RNA binding
Source: RefSeq, a predicted model, not a curated record
GCGGGCUACGCCCAGAGCCUGCGCAGUCAUGGCCGACUACUGGAAGUCACAACCAAAGAAGUUCUGUGAUUACUGCAAGUGCUGGAUAGCAGACAACAGGCCUAGUGUUGAAUUCCAUGAAAGAGGAAAGAAUCACAAGGAAAAUGUGUCCAAGAGGAUCAGUGAGAUUAAACAGAAAAGCUUGGACAAGGCAAAGGAAGAAGAAAAGGCAUCCAAGGAGUUUGCGGCGAUGGAGGCAGCUGCCCUGAAGGCAUACCAGGAGGACCUGAAACGGUGGCUUGGCUUAGAGUCAGACAUUCCACAGCCAAGUAUAUCACCAGUGACCAGCACUGUCAGCCCACCCCCCACCCCAUCAAAUCAACAGAAAGAGAAGAAAAAGGAAAAGGAAAGAAAAAGAAAGACUUCGAAGGGUAGAUGGGUGGAAGGCGUAACGGCUGAUUGUCACUGUUACUAUUACAAUCUCAUCACAGGAGCAUCUCAGUGGGAGAAGCCAGAAGGAUUUCAAGGGAACCUAAAAAAGACAGCAGCAAAGGCCAUUUGGGUAGAAGGUUUAAGUGAAGACGGUUACACCUAUUAUUAUAAUACAGAAACAGGAGAAUCCAAGUGGGAGAAGCCUGAUGACUUCAUUCCACACACUGGAGACGAGCCUUCUAGUAAAGACAGCGAAAAGUCACCUGACACCCUGGAAGAGUCCAAAUCCUCAGAUUCCCACAGUGACUCUGACAGCGAACAGAAGAAGGCCGGGGAGGCCACUGCAGACACGAAGAAACUAAUCAUCAAGUUUAAGGAAUAAAAUAAAAGUACUGAAAAAAGAACUGACCCGGAAAUACAAAAAGAAAAAAGUACUCCAAAACAGAAUCCAUCGAAUACAAGUGAAGAAAAGCCUAAAACGCUUAAGAAAUCAACGAACCCUUAUGGGGAGUGGCAAGAAAUUAAAAAAGAGAGCGAGUCUCUGGAAGAGGUCGAUUUGGAACUUCCAAGCACUGAAAACGAAUAUCUGUCAACUUCAGAAGCUGCUGCUGGAGAAAUCAAAGUGGUAUUUAAAGAAAAGACGGUCUCUUCUCUGGGAGCUGCAGCAGAUGGGGUGGCUCCAGUCUUCAAAAAGAGAAGAAUUGAAAAUGGGAGAUGUCGGAAUUUAAGACAGCGAGGGGACGAUGAGUGAGUGACUGGGAACGAUCCGAGUGCUGUGGACAGAGGAGACGGCCCUUCUGAGCCUCUCUGUGCUCUGUGCACUAUAGUGCUGCAGUUUACGUUUCUGCUAAAUGUAGUUUAUGUGACUCAGAAUAAACCUUUUUUCAUGUGA